Messenger RNA from Aspergillus ibericus CBS 121593, 2210 nucleotides. RefSeq lists its product as uncharacterized. The transcript is spliced from 5 exons. Lineage: Eukaryota; Fungi; Ascomycota; Eurotiomycetes; Eurotiales; Aspergillaceae. The record is from RefSeq and is a predicted model, not a curated record. The coding region runs from base 52 to 1758 and encodes 568 amino acids.
CGCCCGCUCGGUCUUGCCUCAACACAACUGCCUGCGCACAGCAACACGAACAUGUCCAACAUGUCGCUAUCGGACUCGGAGCUCUCGUCGCUCUCAUCGGCACCCCCGUCUGACGAAGAAACAGGUUCCAUGGCCAUCGAUGAGCCCGUGGGCAUCACGAAGUACUUCAAGAAGGAGACCGAAUCUCCGCCGCCGAAGCGGGAGCCCUCACCACCCCACGAAUAUGUGUUGGCGGAUAAUUCAGAUAUUGCAUUCAUUGUAAUGUUCCGUGCGCGUUUUCAUGAUGCGUUUCCGCGAUCAACACCACACUUUGGACCACAAGACAUUGAGAGAGGCGUUGCGGAAUCCCCCCCGGGGGAUCAUAUCGAGAGACUAUUAUGUGCAUUUCUUGGCUUGGUGCUGAACAGGAAGAAGGACGUGGAUCGGAAUCACUACCAGCGUCCGUUGGAAGAGGCGAUCCAAACCCAUUCUUCCCAAUGGCCCAAGGCUUGGCAAGGGAAGAACCCUCUGCACGGGGGUCGCACUUUCGCAACCAUGACCCCAGAAGAACGCUUACUACUACUGAAGUCGUUGAUCCUCUGGUCCCUUGCCUCCUCCGAUGCCGUCCAAGCUAAAAUCAAAGAGUCCUACAAACAAGCACGCCACGAAGACGACCUGAACCAACCACUCUCCGUCCAACCAUGGGGUCGCGAUGGCCUCAAGCGCAGAUACUGGCUCAUUGAAGGUCUAGAUGAUACACACUUUAGGCUCUAUCGCGAGAGUAAUCCGUCGCUCAAGAAUGUCUCUUGGUGGAGUGUGGCGGGAAGUAUUCCUGAGUUGAAGGCCGUUGCAGACAAGCUGGAUACGGAGAAAAGUAUGCACUCGAGGAAACUCAGUGAGAAGAUAAGGAACUCAAUCCCCCGUUUCGAGGGCUCUGAAGAGAAACGCAAACGCCGAGAUUACCGUAUUGCACGGAAAGCAGCAUUUGCGCGCCCGGAGCCUGGGUUCUCUCUCUACGAAGGGCGCACACGCGGAAAGAAGUUGAAAUACACCUAUUCCGAUGACGAGGACAUCUUCUCUGAUGGCCUUCCCUCAACACGGCGUUCGACACGUAACACAUCGGGUGUUUCUACGCCCCCAGAGCCGAGCGGGCCUAGAUUUACGGCCAGUGGCCGUCAAAUACGCUCACGCGCAGGUGGCGUAUAUGGUGAGACUUUGUUGAGCGGUCAACGUGAGGACGUCAUCGCCGGUGAAGAUGGCAGACCUUCAAGAACUCGGGCUACCCGAUCGAACGGAUAUACGGAUUAUGACGUGGACGAGGAAAUGGACGAGGGCUCGGAAGCCGCACAAUCAAGCGGAAAUGAGUGGCAAGGAGGCGAGGAGGAAGAGGACAACGAUUUCGAGGGAGACGAUGAGGAGGAGCUGAGUGGUGAUGAAGCGGUCAUGAACGGGGAGGCUCCAAGCCUCGUGGUGCAACUCAGAUACAACAAAGACAAGGCACCAAGUAGCCCCAGUGGUCCCGCAGAGGAACACUUAGCGGGGAAAUUCGAGAGCAAGGAUGAGGGCAUGGCUAAACCAGCUACAGCGAGCAACGCUGAGAAUUCAUCGCAGGCCCAACCCCAACCCGAGUUGAACGGGGAAUCAACUGCGGCAAAGGCUCUACCCGAUGCUGCAGCCAGUGCGACCGUUCCUCCGGGCCAGGAAGCUUCAACUGGUGUACCUGCCAGCGUCGAUGUGGCUCAAGCGCCUCCCACGCAGGCUCAAACCAAAACGGCUUAAAAUGUCGGGGAAUACAUGCUAAUGCGCUGGAUCAGUAGCCAGUCCCUUGCACUUAUUCGUUUAUUUUCUGGCCUUGAUAGAGAGAAUUCUAUGCCGGAUUGUUUCUUGUCAAAGGGAGGACAGAAUCCAGAGUUUCAUUCAAGGCGUUCUUCUGUUUGUGGGUAGAAUUGUCGGGACAGCCUCGAGGGAAAUUGUGCUACUAUUAGAAGUGUGAUGCUUGGUCUGGAGUUCCCUGCGACUGCUAUAUGGCAGGAUCACCACACCGUGGAUUUGUAGUGAGAUGACGGAUUACCCAGGACAUGAUCUGUCUUACAACAUGAGAUUCGAUAUGAACCGCUUGCUGGGCCUAUGCGCUAUGUACAUUACUGAAAUUGCAAGCUUGAGAUGAACGACAGGUGCAUGAGAUCUCUCAAGAUUCAGUGAAGCCGGAAGUGUGUAUGAAAGGAAAGCCC